AUGCGGCAUUCCAGGCAAACUGAUAAUCGUGACUGGGAUAAAAAAGGAAGUCCAGCUCGCAGAAAAUGCGGCAGUGGCAGUAAGAGAAAGAGGACAUCAUUAGGUGGUGCACAGGAGAGCAAGCACUGCAAACGUGAUCUUUCUGAAUUUCCUGAGAGUAGCUGUUUAGAAACCAAAACUGUAAAUGAAAGAGACUGUCAUGAACGAUGUUGUGUUGAAGAAUACAGAAACGAGUACCAGCAGGGAUGUGAUACUGGGCAUCAGAGCAGCAACUCAUCGGGUCAUAGUGGGACGAGUAGUUACAAAAGGAAAUACAAGACACAUCACACUACCUGUCGUGAUGAUUCACAGAGGAGUCAUCGAAGGAAAAGACCCAGGAGUGUAGAGGAUGAUGAGGAGGGUCACCUGAUCUGUCAGAGUGGAGACGUACUAAGUGCAAGAUAUGAGGUUGUUGCUACGUUGGGUGAAGGUGCUUUUGGAAGAGUAGUGGAAUGCAUCAAUCACGAAGCGGAAGAUAGGCACGUAGCUGUGAAAAUAAUUAAAAACGUUGCUAGGUACGCCGAAGCAGCUUACGCUGAAAUAGAAGUACUGGAACACUUAAACGCAUCAGAUCCCAGCAGUACAUAUCGCUGUGUCCAGAUGUUAGAAUGGUUUGAGUACCACGGCCACGUCUGCAUUGUUUUUGAGCUACUCGGGCUCAGCACCUUUGACUUCAUUAAAGAGAAUGGCUUUCUGCCAUUCAAGCUGGACCACAUCAGGCAUAUAGCGUAUCAGAUCUGCAAAUCGGUGAACUUUUUGCAUUUGAACAAGUUGACACAUACAGAUCUGAAACCGGAAAAUAUUUUAUUUGUGUCGUCUGACUACAUAGAGGAGUAUAACCCCAAACUGAAAUGCAACGAACUCACAGUAAAAAAUCCAGACAUCAAAGUUGUGGACUUUGGGAGCGCAACAUAUGAUGAUGAGUAUCACUGCGCUUUGGUGUCUACAAGACAUUACAGAGCUCCGGAAGUUAUCCUAGCACUAGGAUGGGCACAACCAUGUGAUGUCUGGAGCAUAGGCUGUAUUCUCAUAGAAUACUACCUUGGAUUUGCAAUAUUCCCAACCCGUGACAGCAAAGAACACCUGGCAAUGAUGGAGCAAAUACUGGGGCCUUUGCCAAAACACAUGAUAAAGAAAACCAGGAAACAGAAGUAUUUCCGUGAUGACCAGCUGUGUUGGGAUGAACACAGUUCUGCGGGCAGAUACAUCUUAAGGCGCUGUAAGCCACUGAAGGAACUAAUGACCUGCCAUGAUGCUGACCACAAGAACCUCUUUGACCUCAUUCAGAAGAUGUUGGAGUAUGACCCAGCCAAACGCAUUACUCUUGCAGAAGCACUGGAACACCCCUUUUUUUCCCCACUGAAACAGGGAAAAAGGGCACUGUCUCCUGCAGCUGAGCAGGCUGACACAGAUGCCAGCCCACCAAAGAAAUACAAGUAG
Molecule: messenger RNA, 1479 nt
Organism: Leptosomus discolor (cuckoo roller)
Lineage: Eukaryota; Metazoa; Chordata; Aves; Leptosomiformes; Leptosomidae
Source: RefSeq, a predicted model, not a curated record